Eimeria acervulina is the source of this 435-nucleotide messenger RNA. RefSeq names its product phospholipid-transporting ATPase, P-type, putative. The record is from RefSeq and is a predicted model, not a curated record. NCBI's taxonomy places the organism in Eukaryota, Apicomplexa, Conoidasida, Eucoccidiorida, Eimeriidae. The coding region runs from base 1 to 435 and encodes 144 amino acids. The transcript has 3 exons.
AUGAUGACGCCAGUAAGAGAUUCUUUUCGUGUAGAGUUGGAGGGGGGAGGAGAGGAGGCCCCCCUACUUAGACAAAGCAGAGGCCUUUGCCCUGACGAUGGAAACUGUCUUCAGCGUUUUUUUGCGUUUUUGCUGCGCUGUCUCUGCAACUUCGACACGCUGCAUAAAGAGAGGGUUGUUCAUUUGUCUGGGCGGUCUUCUCCUAAGCACUUUACGAGCAAUGCCAUCAAGAACACCAAAUAUUCAUUCUUUACAUUUCUCCCUGUGGUCCUCUUCCAGCAAUUCAGGUGCAGCAGCAGCAGCAGCAGCAGCAACAGCAGCAGCAGCAGCAACAGCAGCGGCUGGUCUAGCAGCAGCAGCAGCAGCAGCCGCCGGUCUAGCAGCAACAACAGCAGUGCAAUAGCAGCAGAUAGAAGCAGCAGCAGUUUGUUUUAG